AUGGCUCCUCUCGUUCCUCGGUUCCAUCUCUUUGAGAUUGACGAUCAGACUUGGUUUCCCGCCUUUCUUCGUGCUCGCGUCCAAGAUGGCCUUACACGCGCCUGGCUCUCCAACACGCCUCUCCAGUCCCAAUCUCCCGCGAGUCUCAGCGCCCAAGUCCUGAUCAAGCAGCUCAACAAGUCUCUACCCGACUAUACUUACAUCGAUUUCUGUGCUGGCGGUGGUGGACCCACGCCCUCGAUAGCUCGCACCGUCAACGCGCACCUUCAGUCUCAGGGAUCGGAUCCUGUUCGCUUUAUCCUUACGGACUUGCACCCAAAUGUCGAGGCCUGGGAACAGGUUGCCCAGAAGAACCCGCUGCUGACCUAUGAACGCAACUCUGUCGAUGCGUCGUCUGCUCCGGAGUAUCUUGUCAAGCGGGAAGAUGGAACGAAGCCUUUCAGGCUCUUCAACCUGGCGUUUCACCACUUUGACGACGACCUGGCCAAGGAUAUCUUGCGAGAUACUGUCGAGACGAGCGAGGGACUAGCCAUAUUCGAACUACAAGAUCGCUCCUUUGCAAGCGUGUUGGCGGUUACGUUCUUAGGUAUUGGCGCAUUCUUUAGUGCUCCGUUCUUCGCGCUCAAGUGGCGAUCACCUGCAACAUUCAUCUUCUCGUGCUUGAUCCCUAUUCUACCGUUCGUUCUCAUGUUUGAUGGAUACAUCUCAGCGCUGCGGACAAGAACGCCUGAAGAAGUUGAGGCAUUGUUGCGGUCUUGUGGUGCAGACACGAGCAAAUGGGAGGUCAAGAGCGGUAGUGAGAUGCACCUCUGGCCGUGCGGAUAUCUCAAUUGGGUCAUCUGUAGACCUGCACGUAAAGGCUAA
Fusarium tjaetaba is the source of this 864-nucleotide messenger RNA. RefSeq lists its product as uncharacterized. The record is from RefSeq and is a predicted model, not a curated record. The transcript has 2 exons. Lineage: Eukaryota; Fungi; Ascomycota; Sordariomycetes; Hypocreales; Nectriaceae. Bases 1 to 864 code for a protein of 287 amino acids.